This is a messenger RNA of Anisakis simplex (herring worm), 399 nucleotides long. The record is from the annotation of a GenBank genome assembly. Lineage: Eukaryota; Metazoa; Nematoda; Chromadorea; Rhabditida; Anisakidae.
AUGUCCAAAUUCAAAACCCCGCUCUACAGAAUGACCUCGCAGCAAAAAGAGACCGUAUAUGACCCCGCCGAAGAUACGUUCUUAUUGUUGGAUGGAUUGGAGAUGGAUAUCGACCGCAUUAAGCAUUCGGCAUUCAUCAUUGAAGUUGGAUGUGGCUCGGGUGUGGUGUCCUGUACCGAAACGACCCAACAACUGAAUAAUACCACAAAGAAUAUCGACCUGGUUCAGUGCGAUCUGAUCACGGCCAUAUCAGAUCGCUUCAACGGUCUCUUCGAUCUAAUCCUCUUCAAUCCUCCUUAUGUCCCCACUGAACCCGAAGAGAUCACUACGGCCAGUGACAUUGUGAGUUUAUUAUUUAUUACUUUACAUAUUAUUAAUAUACAUAUUAUUAUUUACUAA